This is a messenger RNA of Salmo salar (Atlantic salmon), 781 nucleotides long. NCBI's taxonomy places the organism in Eukaryota, Metazoa, Chordata, Actinopteri, Salmoniformes, Salmonidae. The record is from RefSeq and is a predicted model, not a curated record.
AUGACUGGUUCAGGUGCGCGGAGGAGACAUGGGAGGCCGCCCAUGUUCACCUCCAGCGAGCUGCGCUUCGCCAGAAGAACAGCGCGGACUGUCACCGCACCCUGCCUCUCUCUCUCCGUCUCUGUUGUUCCCUUUCUCUUUCUCUACUCUCUAUGUUCAGUGGUACAACAUGAGGCAGUCUGUGGCUAUCUGUCUGCUUGGACUCUCAGCUCUGCUCCACGUGCCCAUGAUAAAUUUGAUGCCACCUUUAAGAGCUAUGUGCUGGUCAACUCCAGUGGCUUCUGUGAGUACCUACCUCCAGGUAUUUUCAGCAGUGCGUGUAAUGUGGACAUGCGUUGGUUUCCCUUUGACAUCCAGCGGUGUGAGCUGAAGUUUGGCUCGUGGACGUUUGACGGCUGGCUGCUGGACCUCCAGAUGCAGGAGGCUGACCUGUCAGGAUACAUGUCCAAUGGAGAGUGGGAACUGCUGGUUGAGAGCUCUGUCUGCCCCCGACCCUCUUGCAUCUCUCUCCUCCAUAUUACUUUCUAAUCUCUCACUUCUUCUUUCCUCCCCCCUCUUGUAGGUGUACCAGGUGAUCGUCAUGAGAUAUUUUAUGAGUGCUGUACAGAGCCCUACUCUGAUGUGACCUUUGUUGUGACCCUACGACGGAGAACUCUGUUCUACGCUCUCAACCUCCUUGUCCCAUGCAUUCUCAUCUCCUCCUUGACACUGCUGGUGUUCCUACUGCCAACCCAAUCGGGGGAGAAGAUCGGUCUGGGUGAGGAGAGAGAGGCAGAGGACA